Molecule: messenger RNA, 2305 nt
Organism: Vicugna pacos (alpaca)
Lineage: Eukaryota; Metazoa; Chordata; Mammalia; Artiodactyla; Camelidae
Gene: RAG2
Product: recombination activating 2
Biological process (GO): V(D)J recombination
Cellular component (GO): DNA recombinase complex; nucleus
Molecular function (GO): protein binding; sequence-specific DNA binding
Source: RefSeq, a predicted model, not a curated record
ACUACAAGCUUGUGGGACAACUUUCUUUUGUUAACAUGCUUUUUAUGUGUGAGAGGAUCUAAACACAGUUUUAUUUAUAUGAAGAGAUAUGGUAAGUAAAAAUAAUGUUUUUUAAUUCUUUCAGAUAAGAGAUCUACCCAUCAUCAGAAAAUAUGUCACUACAGAUGGUGACAGUUGGUAAUAACAUAGCCUUAAUUCAACCAGGCUUCUCAUUAAUGAAUUUUGAUGGGCAAAUUUUCUUCUUUGGCCAAAAAGGCUGGCCCAAGAGGUCCUGCCCCACUGGAGUUUUCCAUUUUGAUGUAAAGCAUAAUCAUCUCAAACUGAAGCCUGCAGUUUUCUCUAAGGAUUCCUGCUACCUUCCUCCUCUUCGCUACCCAGCUACUUGCACAUUCAAAGGCAGCCUAGAGUCUGAAAAGCAUCAGUACAUCAUCCAUGGAGGGAAAACACCAAACAAUGAGCUUUCAGAUAAGAUUUAUGUCAUGUCUGUUGUUUGCAAGAAUAACAAAAAAGUUACUUUUCGCUGCAUAGAGAAAGACUUGGUAGGUGAUGUUCCUGAAGGCAGAUAUGGUCAUUCCAUUGAUGUGGUGUAUAGUAGAGGGAAAAGUAUUGGUGUUCUCUUUGGAGGACGUUCAUACAUACCUUCUGCCCAAAGAACCACAGAAAAAUGGAAUAGUGUAGCUGACUGCCUGCCCCAUGUUUUCUUGGUGGAUUUUGAAUUUGGGUGCUCUACAUCAUACAUUCUUCCAGAACUUCAGGAUGGGCUAUCUUUUCAUGUCUCCAUUGCCAGAAAUGAUACCAUUUAUAUUUUAGGAGGACAUUCACUUGCCAAUAACAUCCGCCCUGCCAAUCUAUACAGAAUAAGGGUUGAUCUCCCCCUGGGUAGUCCAGCUGUGAAUUGCACAGUCUUGCCAGGAGGAAUCUCUGUAUCCAGUGCAAUCCUGACGCAAACAAGCAAUGAUGAGUUUGUUAUUGUUGGUGGCUAUCAGCUUGAAAAUCAAAAAAGAAUGAUCUGCAACAUCAUCUCUUUUGAGGACAACAAGAUAGAAAUCCGUGAGAUGGAAACCCCAGAUUGGACUCCAGAUAUUAAACACAGCAAGAUAUGGUUUGGAAGCAACAUGGGAAAUGGAACUAUUUUCCUUGGCAUACCGGGAGACAACAAACAGGCUGUUUCAGAAGCAUUCUAUUUCUAUAUGUUGAAAUGUGCUGAAGACGAUGUGAAUGAAGAUCAGAAAACAUUCACAAAUAGUCAGAUGUCAACAGAAGACCCAGGGGACUCUACUCCCUUUGAAGACUCGGAAGAAUUUUGUUUCAGUGCGGAAGCAAAUAGUUUUGAUGGCGAUGAUGAAUUUGACACCUAUAAUGAAGAUGAUGAGGAAGAUGAGUCUGAGACAGGCUACUGGAUUACAUGCUGCCCUACAUGUGAUGUGGAUAUCAAUACUUGGGUACCAUUUUAUUCAACUGAGCUCAACAAACCUGCCAUGAUCUACUGCUCUCAUGGAGAUGGGCACUGGGUCCAUGCCCAGUGCAUGGAUCUGGCAGAACGCACACUCAUCCAUCUGUCAGAAGGAAGCAACAAGUAUUACUGCAAUGAGCAUGUGGAGAUAGCAAGAGCACUGCAAACCCCCAAAAGAGUCCCACCCUUAAAAAAGCCUCCACUGAAAUCCCUCCAUAAAAAAGGUUCCGGGAAAAUUCUUACUCCCACCAAGAAAUCCUUUCUUAGAAGGUUGUUUGAUUAGUUUCACAAAAGCCUUUCAGAUUCAAGUGCAUCAGAUUUUUAAAUCUAUUUUAAGGAAUCAUAACAAUGAUAAAAAUUAUAUUCCUAUUUUUGUUUACUGAAAAUGCUUAACGUUUUCUUUUAGUUAUACAAAUUAAAUACCAGGGAAAAGUGUUUGUAAUACAGAACUAAAUAUAGUCAUUGUAUUUAAGCCUAUAUAGAACCUGUAACCUGUAUUUUGAAAAUAUUUUACUCAAAUGUAUCUUGAGUGAGAAUUUAUGAUCUGAAUUUUUUAUUCAAGGACUCAAACACAGAAGCAGUAAUAAUAAUUAAGUUAUGCUUAUUAUCCCUUAUACAGCUUUUGGAUAACAAAUAACCUAGAGGGUCAUUAAGGCAAAUUUAACCAGUAAAGAAACUAACACCCAAAGAAAGUAAAUGAAUUUUUUGUGCAAUAUAAAAAUUUGGUGGUUGGCCAAAAAUUAAAACUGAGAUCAUCUGUAUUCCACAGGAAUGUUCUUUAUAAUUCUCUAAGAUGGUUACCUGACUAUGCCCAUGGUCAGAAAAAGCUGUAAGAAGAUAGGUAGGUAGGUA